CUCUGCCUCGCCGCUAGUCAGUCUGAACGGUGCUGCAUGGCAAGUCUCAAGGGCAAGGCAUGCAUUAGCGAGAGAUUCCCCAACGAAUGCAAAGGAAAAGUAAAUACAUUGGAAUUAAACAGGGAUUUGUACAUGAUUGAUGAAUAAGAUAUACAGUAUCUGGGCUGGAAACCUUGGAAUUUAAGACUUUUUCUACCCAAACUUUUUUUUAUCUUGAGAGAGAACAACAGGUGUUCUCUAUCUCUCUGCGAAGCACGACCUUGCUGUGGCGACCCAUUUGUGGGUUUAUUUGGUCCCAGUCUCCCGACAACAAGAGGAAUAACCCUAACAAACUGCUGUAUCAGAAAGACAAAUUUCAACACAAAGUGGGAAACAUUCUCUUGGCCCCUAGCCAGGAAUGGUGGAUAACUUCCUAGUGAGCGGCGAGGACACUUUUUUACCGUACGGUGGCUCCCCACCGGCAUACCGCCUGUUGGACAUGGUGACGGACGGGGGGACCUACCAUGUGAUGCCUUCGCCCUUCUCCGAGGAUGACCUGAGCGAGUCGUCCAGCCCUCGCUCCUGCUCCAGCCCCGACUCCCAAGUGCUCAGUUCCAGCUAUGGCAGCAGCUCCAGUGCCGAAAGCUCAGACAGCAUCCUGGACCUUCUGCUGUCCCAGACCUCCCUAGGCGGGGCAGGGACCGGGGCGGCCAUCCCCAUGUCACUGCCCACCUUUCUGUGGGACUCACAGAGGGACGCGCCAUCCCACCCAGAGGCCUUGAAGGAGGAGAGCGUGGACUUCCCGGUCUGGUCCUUAGUGGACAUGGAGGAGCCGUCCUUCCAUCCCACCUUAGAGGAGAUCGAGGAGUUCCUGGAGGAGAACAUGGAGGUGGUGUCGUCCAUGAAGCAGGAGGCCCAGGAGGGGGCGCUGGGGCCGGGCCUGGAGGAGAUCUUGGGGCUGGGGGUGGGACUGGAGGUGUACAGGGAGUCCUCAUCCCCAGGGCCAAGGCUGGAGCCAGAGGCCAAGCAUUCAGACCAAACUGUGCCGACCACAAAUGCUGCCACCGUCACCGAGACCAAAAGCACACCAGCCACAUCGUCACAGGAGUACAACGAAAGCCCGCACAACGACGUGUUCAAGAGUGGUUCAUUAUCCAGCAGGCCAGGAUCAACACAGAGCUGUGAAAAUGGUGGCAGCGCUGGAAUGCCGGUCAUUCUGCAGAUCCAGCCCAUUCAGAUCAAACAGGAACCUGGUGCCACGGUUCCUCCUCCUCCGCCACCUCCCACAGUUGUCCAGCCUCCUCCUCAGUCGGCAUCGGACAUAAAAAUUGCCCAGCUGCUGGUCAACAUCCAGGGGCAUACCUUCGCCCUGGUGCCCCAGCUGCUUCCCUCCACCAGCCUCAACAUCUCCUCUAAGUUUGUGCGCAUCGCACCGGUGCCCAUCGCGGCCAAGCCCCUGGGCCUCGGUGAGGUGGCGGUCGGGGGCCAGGGCCAUGGGCUGCUGGUGGGGGGUCAGAAGUUCCAGAAGAACCCGGUGGCGGACCUUAUCAAAAUGCAUAAAUGCACUUUUCCCGGCUGCACCAAGAUGUACACCAAGAGCAGCCACCUGAAGGCCCACCUGAGGAGACACACAGGGGAGAAGCCCUUUGCCUGCACCUGGCCGGGCUGUGGAUGGAGAUUCUCACGGUCGGAUGAGCUGUCGCGGCACCGUCGGUCCCACUCAGGGGUCAAACCCUACCAGUGUCCAGUGUGUGAGAAGAAAUUUGCCCGCAGUGACCAUCUAUCAAAACACAUCAAAGUCCAUCGCUUUCCCCGAAGCCGGACGCUGCGCACAGCAAACUGAGCCCAUCCUGAUCACUCUUCAACGGACAUAGACCAAGGGAGCACGGAAUGUGUGUGAGUGAAUAGAUG
Oncorhynchus gorbuscha (pink salmon) is the source of this 1890-nucleotide messenger RNA. RefSeq names its product Krueppel-like factor 15. Lineage: Eukaryota; Metazoa; Chordata; Actinopteri; Salmoniformes; Salmonidae. Gene Ontology annotation, biological process: regulation of transcription by RNA polymerase II. The coding region runs from base 398 to 1822 and encodes 474 amino acids. Gene Ontology annotation, molecular function: RNA polymerase II cis-regulatory region sequence-specific DNA binding; DNA-binding transcription factor activity, RNA polymerase II-specific. The transcript has 3 exons. The record is from RefSeq and is a predicted model, not a curated record.